Messenger RNA from Symbiodinium necroappetens, 3541 nucleotides. The record is from the annotation of a GenBank genome assembly. NCBI's taxonomy places the organism in Eukaryota, Dinophyceae, Suessiales, Symbiodiniaceae.
GUUGAACGCCAACUGGUUGAAGGAGCUGGUCACCAAUGGGCCGACCAAUUGGCCGGGUGCCAGAUACAUCAUCCGCGACGACGGGAGUCGCAUAGACCUCCGGUACGUUGGGAAACGAGAAGACAUAGAUCUGCAGUUUGGCUGGCGUGUAGAGCGCCACAUGCUAGAUGGAGAUUAUGUCAUCUUCAAUCGCCAACCAUCUCUGCACAAGAUGAGCAUGAUGGGUCACAGGGCCAAGGUAAUGCCUUUUUCUACAUUGCGAUUCAAUCUUGCAGUCACGUCGCCUUACAACGCGGACUUCGACGGAGACGAAAUGAACUUGCACCUAGCCCAGUCGCAAGAGACACGUGCGGAGAUCAAGCACAUGAUGCUGAACCCGCGGCAGGUCGUGUCUCCGCAGGGGAACAAGCCCGUUAUGGGCGUUGUGCAGGACAGCCUUCUCGCCACCGCGAAGUACACAAAGCGAGAUACAUACAUGGAGAAGGAUCUCUGCAUGAACAUCCUCAUGUGGCUGCCUGUUUGGGACGGCCAGCUUCCGAUCCCUGCGAUCAUCAAGCCGAAAAUGCUUUGGACGGGCAAGCAGAUCCUCUCCAUGCUGUUGCCCAAGACUCUGUCCAUGAAGCGUGAUGCAGCGAUCGCUUCCAAGAACAAGAAGGAUGAGCCAGACUUCGCAGCGAGCGAUUGCAAGGUGCUCAUCGUCAACGGCGAGCUGUUGAGCGGUAUCGUGUGUAAGAGAACAAUUGGCUCUUCUGGGGGAUCUUUGCUCCAUUUGGUCUGGCUGGACAGUGGGCCGGAGUGGUGUCGGAACGUUCUUUCCUACAUCCAAAAGAUGGUCAACCAGUGGUUGACACACAAUGGGUUCUCCUGUGGCGUGGCAGACAUCAUUGCCAACGACCAAACGCUGCUGAGUGUGGAGAAGACGCUGAAACAGGCAAAGAAAGAGGUGCGAGCACUCCUAGCUGAUGCUCAGCGCGGAAAGCUGGAGACGCAGCCUGGAAAAACCAUGUACCAGUCUUUCGAAGCCAAGGCGAACCAACGUCUGAACUCCGCCCGCGAGGACGCCGGAAACAUUGGUGCCAGUUCGCUGGAUGAGCGCAACAACAUCAUUUCCAUGGUGAAUGCUGGCUCUAAGGGGUCGCCAUUGAACAUUGCCCAGAUUGUGGCCUGUGUGGGUCAGCAAAACGUGGAAGGUGCCCGCAUCAGGUACGGCUUCAAUGAGCGGACCCUGCCGCACUUCACGAAGGACGAUUAUGGAGCGGAGGCGCGGGGCUUCGUGGAGAACUCCUACCUGGCAGGCCUUACACCACAGGAAGUCUGGAUGCAUGCCAUGGGAGGCCGCGAGGGGGUCAUCGACACGGCCUGCAAGACCUCCGAGACAGGGUACAUCCAAAGGCGUCUUGUGAAGUCUAUGGAGACACUGAAGGUGGCCUAUGAUGGCACAGCUCGGAAUGCCUGCAAUGACAUUAUCCAAUUCCUUUAUGGAGAGGAUGGCAUGGACGGGCUUUGGAUCGAGGAUCAAACUCUGGAGAUAAUGACUUACGACAACCGGAAGCUCGAGAACACCUUCCAGCACAAGUACACUGACGCAGACUACGGGCUCGGUUGGCUGCCGACCCGCGUCCUGGAGCAGAUUAAGGUCAACAGUGAUUACCAGCAACUCCUUGAUGCUGAGUGGGAAAGGCUGAAGACCAUCAAGCAGCAGAUCUGCAGUGAGGUAUACCCGGAUGGUGAGACAAAGCAGCACAUCCCGAUCAACAUCGCCAGGCUGCUGGACCGGGCUCGCAACCGUGUCGCGGACGAGGAUGGCACUGAAGCGCAAGAGAGGAACGUAGAAGUGAAUGCCUGCAUCCGCCGUGCUGGCUGCGCAGCACUGUCCGAAUGCGGUCGGCACAACAGGUAUUCGCCCAUGGAGAUCGUCUACAAGGUUGAAAACUUGCUGAGGCAGCUGGAGGUGACCAGGGCCAUCGCAGAAGGCGACACCAUCGGACGGGAAGUGGAAGACAACGCGAAGGAGAAGCUAUCGAAGCAGUCUUUCGACUGGCUGAUUGGCGAGGUCAAGCAGAAGUUCAUGACCCAUGUGAUCCUCGGGCCCGAAGACACUGCCUCUGGCCUUUUGCUAGAGCAGGCGGAGAACGGCCUCGCCCUUGCACCGCUGGCAAUGCUGGCCGGUCUCCUGUUCCUCAUGCCGGCGGUCGCAGCCAUCCGCCUUGGAAGAGUGUGGCAUGGGGUCAUCUUCGUGAUCACGGCCAUGCUGUCCUUCAUUCACGAGGCGGUGGACUGCAAUGUGCUCCCAUCAUCUUUGGCGCCUGUUCUUGCCACAGGCCCUUUGCAUCAGUGGGUACGGCUGCUCGACUACGGCAGCCUCUACUUCUGUCUGCUGCAGCUUGGCUUCGUGGUCUCAGGGCCAGAGGAUCCCACUGUCCACAGCGAGUACCGCGGAGCUGACAUGGCUGGAGUUCCCAUGGAUGUGAUUGUGAUCCGCCUUGGAUCGGUCGUGGCAAUGUUCUUGUUCUUGUGCACCCGCACCUCGUGGCUGGACUUCCACUGGCAGAUUUGGAUUUUCUUGGAGGUCGUCUGGCUUUCAGGCUUUUCUUUCUUCUGGCUCCACCCUCGCCGACGCCUGUUUGCGACCGAAGUCCUCCUGCGAACGCGCUUCUGGCUGCGAAUCUGGAAGGCUGCAGUGCUGCCUUUGGCGACACUGACAACUCUGCUGGUAGCACUCUCCUCAGCGGCCAAAGAUGUCGUGCCUGUGGCUUGUCGGACAGUGCUCGCAGGACUUUCCGUCCGAACCAUCGACAUCAUCGCACAGGGUGGACAGGGCGAUGCGCUGCGGGAAAGCCAGCGGCUUCAAGAAGCUCAGGGUCUGUCGCCCUCCUGGAAUCCAGUGGUUGCACAACACCUGCUUGCUGCACCAGGUGUCCUGGGUGUGCCGACCAUCAUCGCCAGCCUUGUAGCACAUGCAGCGUGCAGAGCUGCUUGGCACUGGCCGCUGUUGAGUCGGCCAGCAGACUUUCGACCCGGAGGGUAUCUGGUCAUUCUGGGCCUGAUCCCUGCUUUGGCCGCUCACAUCGCAGCCUUCGCCCUCAUCGGUGCUACGCGGCCCUGCACUGCAUUUGAGUGCGAGGACAGCACUCUUGCAAAGCAGAUAGGAUGCAUCAUGGGCUACACCAGCAUUACGUGCGGCUUCAUCACGGCCUUGCUCCAGGGAUCCACACCAUCGCUAGUGCUGACAAUGUGCCUCAUGGUCUUCGCCAUGACAGCCCUAGCAGCGGGAAGUGCACCUCUGACAGCUGGGAGGAGGUGCCUAUGUUUCUCAACCAUUCUCAGUGAUGCUGUCCUCGUUGGCUUCGUUGUAUUGCUGCUAUUGGAGCAGCAUCUCAUCACGAUCAACUACCAGAUCCCCCAGGCGCUCUUCGCCCUCGCCGAGUACUCGUCCUUCGCAGUCUACUUGCUUUGGCCUCUUGCGUGGCGCAAGGAGGUCCGGGAUGAGUGGCAGAUGCACAAGGUCUGGCGCAUCUCGAAGCCGAUCCAGAUGGCUUGA